CUUUAGCAAACAACCAAUCAUGUGGCCGGAUUAAGUUUCAAGACAUGUUAUAGUCCCGCCCCGGGCUCUUUUGCAAAUAUAAUGGCGGCUGCUCGGCUGAAAGACGUGCUCGUGCAGUGGUGCUUGAAAACUUCACCCUUUCACUUGGUCACAGAUUCACGCACCCCUCCCCCUCCGCAAAUCCUGAGGGAAAAAGUCGUCUGAUAAUUUCACGCCGCAGGGAGCGCCCAAGGCGGAACGAUUCUCCUCACAUCCACCGCCUGUUGCCACUAGAUAACGACAUGGCAGCUGCUACUGAUGCUAAACCUCCAUUCGACGGCGAUUUAACCACAGACAGCGGCUUUCUCUCACAAAAUCCGCUCACAACACCGCUGGACGUCACGGUCGAAGGGCUAGGAGAAGAAGCAAACUCCUCGGCAAAAACGCCUGCAAAUACAGCUGGUCAUGUCGUUAGUGCAGAGAAUGGCGAUCCAGGGAUUGAGCAACUUAAGAGUUCUAACGGCACUGCGGGUCUUAAGGGCACCGAGACAAAAGCCACAAGCCAGGGUGAAAGUUUGCAGACAGAAGCCGCUGGUACCGAGGACGGACAGGAAGACAGUGGGCUGGUGGAAAUGGCAAGUAAGGCCAGCAGCGACACAGUCUCACAGACAGGAAGUGAACCUAAAGAGGAUGUAACGUUACAACAAGAUGGAGGACAGGGGAACAGGGAAGGACAGAGGUCACUUCCUGAAGAUACCGGCACAGCAAGAAACACAAGAUUAUCCGGUAGUCCUUGGGACAACAGGACAAGUCCGCUAAGUUUUGAUCGUCAUUCCCCUGUCACCCCGUGGCCCCUGGAAACCAUGAGCGUUUACGUGGACAAGAUGAGUGAACAUGAAGGGGAGGGGAGGAGGAGGAUGCUUGAAGAGCGGUGGCUACAGCUGUUCCAGGAGAUGGAGAUACGCCACCAGGAACAUAUGCUGGCCCAGCAGGAAGCUCAUCAGCGUCAGAUCCGACACAUCCAGGUUCAGAUCGAGCGAGAAAUGCUCCACCACCAGCUGAGGCAGGACAGACGGAGCGACAGCGGAGGGAAGAACAGCUCCGGGAUCGGGUCUUCCCGUGGGAGUCCUGCAAAGGAAGAGCAAUUUUCAAUCACGCCUAUCCCAGAAAACCAACUUAACGGCAGUGCCACAGAUAUUGCAGAUAGCUUAGAAAACAUUUCAAGGCAGACAAGUAAAAUGCAAGAUAACAGUCCGGAAUCAAUCGGUUAGCCUUUCUCUCAACAAAGUGUACCAAGGAUGCAGGCCACUGAUGCUACUGACGAAGAUGAAGAUUUUCCCAGCGUUUCAACUACCAACACGCCCAAAGCAAAGCAGCGUGAAACAAACAGGCUACACGGUCAGAGUGAGGUUAUCGCAGCACAGUGGCCCUUGCGGGAACCCCAAACAGACCCUCAACUCACAAAACCUUUAACGACUUGGUCAAAGAGACAACAAUCUGUUCAACAGAAGUCAAGGGACGACCCGAAACCACCAAAUGAUUCUAUAAAGAUGAGGAACAAAGAGGAACCAGUAAACAAGUUUUAUCCGAGUACACCAUCUAGUCGGUACCCAGCUCACGAUGCACAGAUUCUAAAAAUAGGCGAGAAUGGUUCCGUGACAGAAGAGUUUCUACCAGCAGGGCCAAUGGAAAGUGUAAGUCCAUCUACAACAGUGUGUUCAGGCUUCUCGUAUUGGAAGAUGGAUGAAAACGAUUUGUACCAGAAGUUGCCGGAUGACCUGAUGUUGAAUGAGGUAUCGGUAGAGUUGUCACCUCCGGGGGCGGUAGUACCAUCCCAGCAUCCUCCUGGAGUACAGGCUCAUUCCCAGCUGGGUACUGAAGUCCAAAGGCAGCCUCCAUCCCAGGGUCAACUGCCACCUGAUCCAAUGACAGUUGCACAGAUGACCCCAGGUACAAAAUUAAAGACAGAGCUUCGAGACAGACAUGAGAAAAUGAAGGCUACCAUGGAGGAUGUGGACAUGAUCUCAGAUCGCAUGGGAACGGCCAAGGAUCCCUCCCUUCCUGAGGAUCCAGUAGUGGCAUCAAACAUUCGGGUUAACCUUCGUGAGAAGCACGCUCGCCACAUGGCGGACCUGCGGGCAUACUACGAGGAGGAGAUCACAGAACUGCGCGGCCAGCUGGAGCGAGCCAAUAACCAGUCUCCUUACAAGAGGCUGGAGGACGGGAACAAGAGGCUGAGGGAGAGGUGUGAACACCUGGAGGAGACCCUGCAGUCAGCCAAUGGUCGAAUCCAGGACCUAGAGAACACAGUACAGUCUAUGGAGGUCAAACAGCAGUCACCAGCACCCCCCUCUGUACCAGUGGAGAACAUCAUGAGUGAAAAUGAGCGGCUUAGACAGAAAGUUGCAGAGCUUGAAAAGGCCCUAGCAGAUGCCAACAGACAUGUUGGUGAGUUAGAGUCCACUUUGUCAUCACUGGAAAAGUCGCAGUCUCAGCUCCAGAGCCUGAACAGUGUCACGUCCUCUCCCAUGUACACAGAGCUGGUACAGGCCAACAACAGGCUCCGCACCAGGUGUCAACAGGCUGAGGAACAGGCACAACAGUCUCAUGUCCGUAUCCACAACUUGGAAAGCCAACUUCAUAGUCUUCAAGGAAAGCUGACAGAAUGGUCGGAGCAUUACGAGAACACGACGCGUACCGUGGAGGUCCUUCAGGAUAACCUGGAGCAGACGAGAAGACAGUCGUCCAUGGAUGCCGACACCGUCCUCAAACUAGAGACCCGCAACAGGCAACUGGAAAGGGAGAUGCAAGAAACACUGAAGGCUGAUGCUAUGAGAGCAUCUGCAAUUGAGAUUGAGCAAAACCUAAUGCGGAAGGUUGUAGAGGAGUAUGGAGCCUUAGGAAGAGAACACCAGAGCACCAAGGCUGCUUUAAAGGAGGCAGAAGACAAGCUGUUUGAUGCCAGGUCAGAGGUGGUGGAGAUGAAGAGGGCAAUAGGGAAGCUGGAGGUCCAGCUGAAGCAGGUGGAACAUGAGAACAACCUGAUGAGGGAGAAGGGUCUUUCUCCGUCUAUCACCCUGGCAGAAAUCCAGCAGACCCUGAGUACUUCAGGAGGGCGUUUCUCGUCCCCCACGGCACGCCGCAGGUGGCUGGCACCCAGCACACAGCACAACGUGUUCACAGGAGAGCCCAUGGACCGCAGCCCCUCCUACAUCCACACAGCACCACAGGGAACACAACAGGAGGCUGAAGCAGAACGCCCCCUAUCUCCCAUGAUCCAAGCUGCAAUCGAGCUGGACAGGAGGAAACAAGACCCCACCCAACAGAAGUCUCCCAAACGGUACGGCAGCGAUGAGACGUCCAGUGAAAUGAUGGACUCAGAGGAUGACAGAAGAACAUAUAGAGAACCGAGGUACUCACCAAAGAGAGCCCGACCAGGAACUCCCAAGAGGAACCAACAAACACAGACCCCACCCAAAACUGGGCAGGGCAGAGGCACUGACAGAUUCUCUGGAAAGAACAGAAGCCCAAAGAAAAGUCUGUCACCCAAGUUCCAACCUCUGGGCAAAGAGAAUGAAAGAGAAGACAGGUAUGGUGUAGAAGUGCCCACUAGAGACAAUGGAGCAUCACUACGGAGAAAUCUUCACUUCACUACGCCAACACAACAAGGUACAUUGGUGGACCCUCGUGUGUCGUCAGCAGUAGAAGCGGUGAAGUCUGGUACAGUGACGUCGCGCCCUGAGUGGGAGGACAAACGUACCACACUAGCUACUGACAGGAAGACUCCAAAGAGACCAUCCCCAGUAAGACCACCUUAUGACACAGAUGAUGCCCUGAGGGAGAGGAUGGCCAAGGUUCAGGAUGUGGAGAGGAGAUUUGAUGAGCUAAACGAGGAAAAAAGACAGUUGGAGUCCUCCCUCAGUCGCAUUCCCAGCUCAGGACCAAGGCUCACAAGGCAACUCAAGCUGGAUCAGGAGGCCCUAGAAGACAGGCUAGACAAAGUUCUGAAGGAGCUGGGUUCUGUGCGCAUGACACUGAGAAGGUACAACGUUCUACGUUCCUGAGUCAACACUUAGUACAAACCAAACUUCAAAUGAUGAUGAUUGUAAAAGUGCAUUCCAUGGUCCAGGUAGCCUGUGAAAGACAUGCCCUAAUGUCAAAUGAAUGGUGUUGUGAUUCACUACUAUCUGUAAAGUUAGUAUAACUGCCCUUCGGUAUAACACAUCAGCUUCGCAGGCAC
This is a messenger RNA of Branchiostoma belcheri (Belcher's lancelet), 4219 nucleotides long. RefSeq names its product M-phase phosphoprotein 9-like. The record is from RefSeq and is a predicted model, not a curated record. Gene Ontology annotation, cellular component: centriole. Lineage: Eukaryota; Metazoa; Chordata; Leptocardii; Amphioxiformes; Branchiostomatidae.